This is a messenger RNA of Ziziphus jujuba (common jujube), 1703 nucleotides long. RefSeq names its product cytochrome P450 76A2-like. The coding region runs from base 38 to 1561 and encodes 507 amino acids. Gene Ontology annotation, molecular function: heme binding; oxidoreductase activity, acting on paired donors, with incorporation or reduction of molecular oxygen; iron ion binding. NCBI's taxonomy places the organism in Eukaryota, Viridiplantae, Streptophyta, Magnoliopsida, Rosales, Rhamnaceae. The record is from RefSeq and is a predicted model, not a curated record. The transcript has a single exon.
UCCAUCUUCUGACUUUUCAAAGUUGAAGUUCCUUGGAAUGCAAAUGGAGAGAUGGUGGGAUUUUCUUGUUUCUUUCAUCCUACUUUCGCCACUCGUUAUCCUCCUCCUGCAUCGCCGCCGCAAAACCUCCGGCAAUGGCCGUCUUCCUCCAGGGCCUCCGGGAUGGCCAAUACUCGGCAACUUGUUCGAUCUAGGAUCAGAACCACAUAAAACUCUGGCCCAACUAAGACACAAGUACGGUCAAGUUAUAUGGUUAAGACUCGGUGUCCGAAACACCAUGGUCAUCCUCUCGGCGAAAUCCGCAGCCGAAUUCUUCAAGAACCACGACCUCUCAUUUGCUGAACGCACAGUCACCGAAAACAGCCGAGUCCACGACUACCACAAGAGCUCCUUGGCACUAGCCCCUUACGGCACGUUUUGGCGAGUCUUGAGGCGGCUGAUGACUGUGGAAAUGCUGGUGACAAAGCGCAUCAAUGACUCGGCGUCGGUUCGCCGGAAGUGCGUGGACGACAUGUUGUUUUGGAUCGAAGAUGAAGCGAGUAAGCUUAGAGAAAGUGAAGGGGUUCAUGUGGCUCGCUUUGUGUUUCUCAUGACGUUCAAUCUUCUUGGAAACCUCAUGCUUUCCAAGGAUUUGUUGGAUCCCAAAUCGAAUAAAGGAUCCGAAUUUUUCAAGGCGAUGACGAGCCUCAUGGAGUGGAAUGGACAUGCGAACCUUGCCGAUUUCUUUCCUUGUUUGCGGAGGUUGGAUCCUCAGGGACUGAGGAAAAAUAUGGAGAGAGAUCUCGGUAAAGCCCUCGAAAUUGCCUCCAAGUUUAUCGAGGAGCGGAUAAACGAGCGGGAAUCGCGUAAGGAAAAGAGAAAAGAUUUCCUCGAAGUGUUGCUUGAGUUCGAAGGGAAUGGAAAAGAUGAGCCCGACAGAAUUUCGGGUCGGGAUCUCAACAUUUUCGUGCUCGAAAUCUUUUUGGCCGGUUCUGAAACAACCAGCAGCGCUGUGGAAUGGGCAUUGACCGAACUUCUAUGCAACCCGGAAUCGAUGAACAAGGCCAAGGCCGAACUAGCCCAAGUUGUGCGCCCAGACAGAAAGGUUGAGGAGAGCGACAUUGAAAAUCUGCCUUACUUGCAGGCUGUAGUUAAAGAAACACUGCGAUUGCAUCCUACAAUUCCAUUUCUAAUUCCUCGGAAAGCAAUGCGAGACACCAAUUUCAUGGGCUACUUUAUACCCAAAAACACACAGGUUUUUGUGAAUGCAUGUGCAAUUGGUAGAGACCCGGAUGUGUGGGUCGACCCGCUGUGUUUCAAGCCCGAGAGGUUCUUAGACUCAAAGAUCGAUUACAAGGGACAACAUUUUGAACUGAUUCCAUUUGGAGCUGGUAGAAGAAUGUGUGCUGGUGUGCCACUCGCUCAUCGAAUUCUUCACCUUGUUUUGGGGUCUUUGCUUCACCAUUUUGAUUGGGAGCUCGAUGGGAGUGUGACUCCAGAAACUAUGGAUAUGAAGGACAUCUUGGGGAUUACAUCCAGAAAGCUUAAGCCACUACAUGCAGUGCCUAGAAAGUGCACAUAGCAAGUAUAGCAUGUAUACAGUCUGAAAUAUAUAUUCCAAUCAAUUGAAUAUGAAUGUGUUUAUGUUUACUUUUUUAUGUUUGUUUAUAGCUAAAUAAAUGUAGAGGAAUUCAUAGAUGGAUUCCAAACACUUUUAAAGAAGA